AUGGCUCAUUUUGCCUUGCUAUGGAAGGCAAGAGUCAUUGAGAAAUGUAGAUUAGAAUACGAAGAGGAAAAAAUUCACUCUGUAUUGCUUACCAACGUGGACAUUCCUAAAAGGACAAUGAUGCAAAAAUGGACACAUUAUAGUUGGAACACAAAACAACGUCUGAUCAAAAAAAUUAAAAAGUUAUAUCCUGAAGGCUCGUCGAUAUCCAAUUUUAUUGUUUAUUUAACAACGGAUCAGACCUUUCCCAAUUUCUUGAUGAAAAGUGUUAUAGGAUUUAUCGGAGGAAUCAUCCUCACUUACCUUUGCUUUAUGUUCUUCGUGUUUCAACUAUCGAUAUCUUUGAUUCAUGCCACUAUUAUGAGCUCCAUUAUUGGAGUUCUUCUCACCCUUGGGCUAGCUUUCAGCUAUCGUGUCAGGUGUCUUGUAUUUUUACUUGUUCCCCAAUUUUUCUCUCGCGUGGGAAGAUAUACGCUGACAUGUUAUGCCCUCGUUCUCAUAUUGACUGGUCCCGCCACAAACACCCUUAAGAACUCUGAGGUGCUGUCGGAGUCAAUGGCUUGUAGCCAGGAACAAAUAAAGACAAACGUAAAGCACAUAGCGGACUCAAUAAACAACCCAUUCAACGCUAUGAAGGACUGGAUAAAGGUAAUGACGGAGAGAAUAAAAGGGAUAGCCAAGAAGACGAAAUCGAUGCUUGUGACAACACAUCGAAUGGUGAUCGGCAUUGCAAGCGUUCUGGAAUCGUCCUUUCCGUGGUUGAAUUUGAUUACAAAUAAGUGCAACGAAAAACUUGGCACACCUUUCCAACACUGCAGUCGUUUGUUAAAUAAGCAAGGAAUCGAAAGGCAAUGCAAACAACAUUCAAAUAGCAAACUGCCUUGGUUUUGCAACGCCACUUACUUGACUAACUUCGCAUGCCGGUCUUUGAAAUCUUCGCGAAGAAUCUGCGAAAUUGCUGACUAUACGAGGAGUACUAUUGUUGCUACGAUGAGAAGAAAAUUCAAAACCUUCACAAGCCGUAUCCAGUCGUUGUUUUACGUGAAAAUCCACGUGCACCAUUCGUACACAUUCAGUAGCAACGCGAGUAGAUCGGCAAGUCAAGUGGCGGCCGGCAUUGUCACCGAGAUCAGGAACAGAGCCGAUCCGCUCUUGACUUGGUUGUCGUGGAGCUCGUGCGUCACCAGUUUAGCUAAAUACUACCAACAUAUGUACGAGACGAGAUCUCGCUUCGACAAUCGCUACAUCACAAAAGAGCUGCGCAACUUGGAUUUUCAAAGGCUCAAAGAGGGAAAAGAAACAGUUUUGCCAUUGAAUAAGAGAGAGAAGGCUAAGUACAUCACAACAACGUCAUUUCGACUAUUAGAAUCAGAAAAAGUGUAUCUCACACGUUCAGUGGUGUUCAUGAUUAUCACAACAUUCAAACUUCUCAUCCAUAUGGUGGCAGACUACAGCUUGUACUGGGUAUUGAUGACUAUACGGUACCAUGGCCGAUUCCAAACGCCUUUACAACCUGGGCCUACCGAUGCAGGCUUGAAAAUAUCUGGCACAGGACCUAUUGCGGAGCUGCUACGUUCUUUGAUCGGUUAUUUGACUCUUCCCCUUUCAACACCUCGUACUUCCACAAUCUCAUGCCUUCCUAAUCCUUAUCCGCCUGAUUUGCAACGUUAUACGCAAAUUGGUGUACUUAUUUUACUUAUGUGGUUCUUUGCCCUCUUCGAACCGUAUGGGCUUCGUUUGCGCCAUGUUGUAAUGGGCCAUUACAGACCGGAGCGUGCUACAGCUCGCGCUUUGUGGCUUUAUAAUCAUAUUCUGAGGACAAGAGGUGGGUUUAUGAAAUUCGCAAGACGGAAGUUGCACAGAGAAUACAAAUAUUUAAAGGGAGACGAUCCCACUUUCGUGCAGUGGUUGGAUUCCCAAUUACCGUUUUGGUGGCUUCGGUAUCUGUUGGGAACUCUUCCGAAAGACCCAAUCUGUUUACUUUGCGAAAUUGAAGAGGAGCCUAACAAUGUUGUUGCGAAGCUUGUGAAAUGCGAUACACCAAAAUGUCCAGGAGUCUACUGCACCAAAUGCUUUAAUGAUUUGGGUCAACUUUGUACUAUUUGCUUGUCUCCAGUUGACUAUGGAGAUCUGAGCGACGUUAGUUUGGAAAAAAGUUCCUCUGAAGACAGUAGUAGUGAUAGUCAAGAUUUCAACGAACAUAUGGAGUCCGAAGAUGAUGAGUAUUCUAAGCAAAUACAAAAUUUUUUUGGAAAGCGUGAAAAUACGAGUUCAAGAUUUACAUUUUUACCAAAAAGGGAGCCUGAUACUAACAAUCAAUGGAAAUCAAGUAAAGCUUCCAACAAUAAUCCGAGGCGCUCAUUCGAUGAUAGUAAACAAAGUGAAAAAUCACAAAAGGAACCUAGUAAAGACGACACUAUCAAAAAGGAAGAACCGAAGGAAAGAAGUGAAGCUGGGAAUGGUGAUAAGCCUAGCGAAGAUAAACUAGAGAGUAGAAGUACCUGUUACUGUAUGAAACACAUACGUCGACUUUGUUUUUGUCGUUAUGCAGACAUCAACUUUGGACCGUGUUCAUUAUUGAGAAAAUUGUUUGGAAAAAGUAAAUCAUCCUCAUCUAAUACCAUUAAUCAUAAAAGGAGAAAAAAGGACAAAAGCGAUAACGCUAUAAUAGAAAGUAAAAAGAGUCCAAUAAAUGAAAAGAAUGAUGACGAAACCGCUAGAAUUUACAGAAUAUCUGCUUACAUCGGCCAACAGGAAUGGAUGAAGGGAGAACUCAGUAAAUCAAGUAAGACAGAUUGCAAGAAUAAAAAAGUAAUUUCAACAAAAUCAAUUAACAGUCUACACAAACUUAAAACUGGGUCAAAAAGAAUUAUUGAUACGGUGAAACAGUUAGAUCAAAAAAAGGAAACUCCAAUUAAUACUGCUGAAGUUGCUGACGACGAUGAUCACAAUAACAGCAAUGGAAUAAAUGGAGAUUCACAGAAAAAACAGGCUGCAACAACAAACGAGAAUACAAACACUAUAUCAACGGAUUAUGAUAUAUCUAAAAGUUUACGGUACUACUGUUCUAUUGGUAACACAGAAUUUGAUCAAAUUGAUGAUCCGGACCAAAAUAUUAAAGCUGUUGUUAAUAAAGAUUUUAAAAUUAAUGAAACACUGUUACUUCCGGGCUAUGUCGGAUCGUAUCCUGCAAUUACGUUCAAGUUAUUUGCAAGUACAUACUUUGUAGAGAGUAUGGUGGCAUGA
This is a messenger RNA of Parnassius apollo (apollo), 3246 nucleotides long. The record is from the annotation of a GenBank genome assembly. Lineage: Eukaryota; Metazoa; Arthropoda; Insecta; Lepidoptera; Papilionidae.